Messenger RNA from Rhinocladiella mackenziei CBS 650.93, 2784 nucleotides. RefSeq names its product trehalose-phosphatase. The coding region runs from base 1 to 2784 and encodes 927 amino acids. The record is from RefSeq and is a predicted model, not a curated record. Gene Ontology annotation, cellular component: cytosol; alpha,alpha-trehalose-phosphate synthase complex (UDP-forming). Gene Ontology annotation, biological process: trehalose biosynthetic process; cellular response to heat; fungal-type cell wall organization. Lineage: Eukaryota; Fungi; Ascomycota; Eurotiomycetes; Chaetothyriales; Herpotrichiellaceae. Gene Ontology annotation, molecular function: catalytic activity. The transcript is spliced from 2 exons.
AUGACUGCCGACUCCUUGGGGGGAGGCCCCAGGCCUUCGAGAGAAAACGAUCUCCCAAGUUCUGGUGUCAACCCAGUUUCUGGCGCACCGAACGACCAAACUGCAGAUUCGUCGCGAGGUCCACCUACCACUUCAUACUUCUCGCUCCCACAAAAUCCACCUUCCGAUGAAUCCGCAGCGUCAGGAUCUCCGGUCGACGUCGCCAAAGGGGCUAGAUCGGGCCAGGAAUUACUCCGUCGACUCAGCCUUGUCGAUUCCAAGGGCGCAGAAUCAUUAGAUGUCGAUCCUCGCACUGCUCAUCCCGGCCUGAGGUUGAGCGGCAAUGUCAUCAGCGCGACCUUCUGCAUUCCCUAUCAACUCACUCUUGGACCUCAGGACGACUGGGUGCUCUCUACUCGUCACGGCACCUCUGCACUGUUCGAUUCAUUUGUCCACCUUGCCUCCGACAAAACGCCGUGGAACCAUACAUUGGUUGCAUGGACUGGCGAAAUUCAUACACAGCCACACGACCGGGCUAUGAGCAUUUUGCAAGUGGAUGGGGCAUCUGCAACCACGACAGCACAGGCAUCCGUGCCGAUUAACAAAUCAGCCGCCCCAUAUCCGGUUAACGGUGCUGUACAACAUUCUCACCCACAUUCUGAACCCCUUCGCCUAUCACGUAGUUCCCGAGCCCAGCUCGAAAAGCUCCUCGCCGAGCACCCCAAUGGGAAGACUCUUCCGGUGUGGUUGCCUGAUGGUCCCGGGGACGAGCCUGGAGAGCUUGUGUUCAAAGACCAAAGUCGCUGGCGUAAAUAUGCAGAGCACGAACUAUACACCCUUUUCCACUACCGACAGCACGGUCCCGACGACGGACGGGCCGAGAAGACCUCUUGGGCGGAUUACGUACAUAUGAACCAGACCUUUGCCAAUCGAAUUCUCAACAUCUACCAGCCCGGUGAUAUCGUUUGGAUUCAUGACUACCAUCUAAUGUUACUGCCAAGUAUGCUUCGCCAACGCAUCCCCAACAUCUAUAUUGGCUUCUUCCUCCACAUUCCCUUUCCCAGCAGUGAGUACAUGCGAUGUCUUCCCAGGAGGAAAGACAUUUUGACCGGUGCUCUCGGAGCUACCAUGAUUGGCUUUCAAUCAUACAGCUUCUCUCGGCAUUUCAAUUCCUGCUGCAAGCGCAUAUUGGGCUUCGAAUCGAGUUCGGCGGGCGUGGAUGCCUACGGCGCACACGUGGCGGUGGAUGUCUUCCCCAUUGGCAUUGAUGUGGCGUCCGUUCAGAGAGAAGCGUUUAUGGACCCGGUCAUCGAGCAGAACAUGGAGGCCUUGAAACAAAUUUAUGCCGGAAAAAAAAUCAUUGUCGGUCGUGAUAGACUCGAUACCGUCAGAGGAGUGUCUCAAAAGUUGAUGGCAUUCGAGAUUUUCUUGGACCGAUAUCCCGAAUGGCGCGACAAGGUGGUGCUCAUCCAGGUGACUAGUCCUACCAGUGUUAUGGAGGACAAAGUCGACAGUGCACACAAGAUCGAACACAAGAUCUCGAAUCUGGUGUCGAGGAUCAACGGCGAGUAUGGUUCCCUAAGCCACUCUCCGGUCCAGCACUAUCCACAAUACCUCUCGGGUCAGGAAUACUUCGCUCUUCUCCGGGUCGCCGACGUGGGACUCAUCACCAGUGUAAGAGAUGGCAUGAAUACCACAAGUCUGGAGUAUGUGAUUUGCCAAAAGAAUCACUACGGGCCCUUAAUUCUGUCGGAGUUCUCGGGCACGGCCGCGAGUUUAGGAAACGCCAUCCACAUCAACCCGUGGGAUCUCGGCGGCGUUGCGGAUGCCUUGAAGAAGGCACUUGAGAUGCCCGAAGCAGAAAAGAAGAGCAACCAUGAGAAAUUAUACAGCUAUGUAACCACCCAUACGGUGGCGACGUGGUCUAAUAACUUCCUCAAACGCCUUCUGACCAACCUCACUUCCUUCACCCAAGGUGAUCUCACGCCAGCACUGGAUCGCAAUCGCAUGAUUCAACAAUACCGUGCUGCGAGGAAACGCCUCUUUAUGUUCGAUUACGACGGCACACUGACACCGAUUGUGAAAGAUCCCAAUGCCGCCAUCCCUGCCGAUCGGGUCCUCCGAACGCUGAAAGUUCUUGCCGCCGACCCCCGCAACAACGUUUGGAUCAUCAGUGGUCGUGACGCCUCCUUUCUUGAAGAAUGGAUGGGCCAUAUCACCGAAUUGGGCUUGAGCGCGGAGCACGGCUGCUUCCUCCGUCGACCUGGGUCUGAAGCGUGGGAAAAUCUUGCUGCUUCUAUGGACAUGGGCUGGCAGAAGGAAGUCAUGGAGGUGUUCAGUUACUACACCGAACGUACGCAAGGAUCUUGGAUCGAGAGAAAAAAGGUAGCUCUCACCUGGCAUUAUCGGCAAGCAGAUCCGGACUUUGGAGCGUUUCAGGCUCGCGAGUGUCGAAAAGCGUUGGAAGAUAAUGUCAUGAAGAAGUGGGAUGUGGAGGUCAUGUCCGGAAAAGCAAAUCUGGAAGUCCGGCCACAGUUCGUCAACAAAGGGUUUAUCGCUACACGAUUGAUCAAUGAAUACGGGUAUGCCCGUGGUGAUCCGCCCGAGUUUAUUCUUUGUUUGGGAGAUGAUCAAACCGACGAAGAUAUGUUCCGAGCGCUUCUCAAGACAAAUUUGCCAAAAGAACACGUCUUUGCAUGCACGGUGGGAGCGAGCAGCAAACGGACGCUUGCGACCUGGCAUCUUCUCGAACCGGGUGAUGUGAUUGCUAGCAUUACUGCCUUGAAUAAGCAGGAAAAUCUAUAG